UAAUAGCUCAUGGAAAAUAAAUGGAACCGAUGGUGUUAACGGCAAGUAUGACUUGGACUUUCAUUGAUCAAAAAAGGGCGUCAAUUAUUCUACCCGUGGAACAGCACCUCAGGGGGCUUAAAGCUUGGGCUUAGCCUCUACAUUAAAGUCAAAAACGUUUGCUUGGUGGAGUUUGGAGACGUGUUUCCACACGUUUGGUACCGGCAAUGAAACGAGCAGACGGCGGAGUGAGUGUGGAGUGUUCCGCCACUGCUGCGGCUCAUCUGUUAAUCAGCUGAUCAGGACGGCGGAGAGGGGACCGCUUGGCUACAGACACCGCUCAUCUGCUGCACUGGGCGCCAGAGAUGAGCAACGCUGCGAGGGAAGUUGUGGAUCUGUAGCCGAUUGAAUCACAUCAGCUGGUCAUCUGAGAUGAGGGUUCUACCGGUGCCUGCUGAGACUGUUCCCAGUGUGUCCUGUGGGAUCAGGAUGGGGGUAAAAGAGCGUCCUCAGUGCUACUUUGAUGUGGAGAUUAACAGAGAACCAGUUGGACGCAUAGUCUUUCAGCUGUUCUCCGAUGUCUGUCCCAAGACCAGUAAAAACUUCCUCAGUCUGUGCACUGGUGACAGAGGAGCAGGUAAAACCACGGGGAAAAAGCUAUGUUUUAAAGGCUCCACGUUCCACAGAGUUGUAAAGAACUUCAUGAUUCAAGGAGGAGACUUCACAGAAGGAAAUGGAAGAGGAGGGGAGUCCAUAUAUGGCGGAUACUUCGAAGAUGAGAACUUUAUUCUCAAACACGACAGGGCUUUCCUGCUGUCCAUGGCCAAUCGCGGUAAACACACCAACGGCUCCCAGUUCUUCAUAACCACCAAGACAGCACCUCAUCUGGACGGGGUUCAUGUGGUGUUUGGCUUGGUCAUCUCGGGCUUUGAGGUGGUCAAGCGGAUUGAGGGUCUGAAGACAGAUGGGGCAAGUCGGCCGUACGCUGAUGUCAGGGUCAUGGACUGUGGUCAGCUGAUUGUCAAGUCGGCUAAUGAUGUACUGGAAGGAAAAAGGAAGAGGCGCUCUCAUUCAGCAGACUCCUCCCUCAGUUCUCCUAGCUCCUCCUCUCAGGGGUCCGGCAGUGAGACAGACGAGAAAUGCCGUCACCAUCGACAGAAGAGACGCUCCAGGAGGAAGAGGAGGAGGGAUCGGAAGGAAGAGGCUCACAAUGAGAGAGGGCUGACUUCUCUGAACAGCCUUGUGGAUGGAGGGAUGAAGGAGGAGCCGGUUGGAGAAAAGGACCUGAGUAGCGUGAAGAGAGAGAAGCCAGUUGUUCGUAUAGAAGAGAUCCCUCCUGUUCCAGAGAACCGCUUCCUGUUGAGGAGAGACCAGCCGUCUCAGGAGAACCAACCAGACAAAUCUGAGCCAGAAGCUUCUUCCCUUUCUCAAGACCAGAAGCCCUCUGUCACCAAGUCCGGACGCAAGCUGAAAGGCAGAGGGACAAUGAGAUACCACACCCCAACGCACUCCAAGUCCUACUCCGCUUCAGAGGAGGAGCAGGGAGAAGGGAGCAGCGAGACUCCACCUCACUGGAAGGAGGAGAUGCAGAGGAGCAAGACGUACCAGCCACCCAGCGUAGAGAAAUGGAGUAGGGGUGACCAAUUGAAUGACCAUUGUUCCAGCAGAUGGGAGGAGGAACACAGCAGGAGCGACUCACCGUGGUCACCGUCCCCAGAUCGUUCCUCGGGCCAAUCUUCUGACCGCUCCAGCCAGCCACGCCCACACAGAAAAGAGAAGAAGAAAGCAAAGCGCAAGAAGAAAGCCAAGAAACGCAAGCACGCAAAGAGGCACAAGAAGGAAUCCUCCAAGAGCAAAGAGCCCAAAGAAUUGCCUGUCAUAGCGGGUCAGAGGUCACCAUCCAGUCAUGUAGAGAGAUCACCUUCCCCACCUCGGACCCCCUCUUCCUACCGACGUUCCCCCAGGAAGCAGUCCUCUGGAUCAGGCAGACGGCACCGCUCCUCCCAGUCCUCCAGAGCCUCCAGGUCCUACUCCAGGUCUCAUACCCUGAGCCGCUCCAGAUCCAGAAUUAGGUCCAGGUCUUACUCCCAGUCCAGGAGUCGGUCUCACUCCAGGCGUAGGUCUUUGUCCAGGUCAAGGUCCCGGUCCAUAUCCAGGUCUAGAUCCCGAUCUCGGUAUAGAUCCAGAUCCAGGUCUUUAUCUCGGCCCAGGAGGAGGAACGCUGUCACAUCUUCAAAGAAGUCCAAUCUGUCUGACAACAGCAGACUGAAGCCAGACACCUUAACUCCAAGUUCAGUGAAGGGUGUGGAGACCCAAAGCAGGGCCCUGCCUGCCACCUCAGCCACUGACAACGCCCCUGUUAUUCCCAUGAGCGACAGCCCCCCUCCCUCACGCUGGAAGCCUGGCCAGAAACCAUGGAGACCUUCUUAUGUCCAGGAGGUCAAGACCAAGACAACCCCAGCAUCUCUAGCCCCGAUGGGCCCUGCUGCCCCCAGUUCAGCUCCAAACCAGACCCAAUCCUCGCCAGCGCUGAUGGCCCACCCAGAAAAUUCCAACCUGGCGAAGAAACAGCGUUACAAAUCCCACAGAAACCAGAGACGAUCACACAGCGGCUCCUAUAGGAGUACGUCCUAUAGCCGGUCUCUCAGCCGGUCUCACUCCAGGAGUAACUCCGGAUCCAGGACCCAGUCACCCAGUCAUGAUGACAGCAGAUCUUCAUCCUACAGCAGGUCAGACUCCUCUGACUCUCCCAGGAGAGGAAUGGACGGGAGACAGUUCAAUGACAAGCCCAAACACAAGACAAAGAGCACAUACAAGACAAAGACCCCAGACAAGACAAAGAGCACAUACAAGACAAAGACCCCAGACAAGACAAAGACCAUUGACAAGGGCAAGACUUUAGACAAGAGCAGGUUAGACAAGGGCUGGAAGAAGUACUACAGCUCUCUGAAGAGGAUCAAGAACCUGGAUAAGUACCUAACGGUGCCUGAUUCCCAGAUCCACACAUCUUCAUCUGACUCUGAGCAUGGAACCGCAAGUGAACACAGUUCUAGUCCCGGGCCCAGACAAAAUGGCUCCAAGGGAACCUCAUCAGAACGUGCAAAGGGUCUAAAAUUAAACCAAAACUCAUUGGAGGAACCCAAGAGUAGGUCAGAAUGGGACAGUGACGGAGAUAAACUAGGCAAGAAGACCAGCAUGUUGAAGAACCAAAAGCCUGAGGUUAGAUCUGCUGGGGUUCCUGACCAGAGGCUGGCAUCUGUUGCUGGGUGGGACUCUGAGAGUGACUCUGAGAAAGUUUUGCCAAAGAUGGCUGCCAAGAUGGCUGGGUCUGAAACCAAGCUUUUCCUGUCAGAGAAGGAGGAGGGUGAAGCCAGUUCAGAGUCUGAACACGAGCACACCAAGAUAAGCAAAACCCCUGAUGUGAUGGUGCCGGAUUCCACACUAUUGGAGGGUAGUCUUGAAAAAGGGGCAGAGGGAGAGCGACACAAGAGCAGGAAGAAGAAUAAACGGAAACACAAACACAAGAGGAGGAUAUCUGCCAAGUCUGGCUCCCAUAGGUCAAAGCUGAAGACAAAGAGGUCCAAAAGGAAACACCAGAAAUUGAAGGAGACGUUCCACUGGCAGCCGCCGCUGGAGUUUGGAGAGGAAGAGGAGGAAGACGAAUCACAGAAAGAGAAACGCCUGGAGCAACAGUGUGCUGUUUCAAGGGACGCGCCUCCAAGAGGAAGGUCAGGCAAAUCCCCAUGUCUGGCAAAGGAGGACAAGGAGAGAACUCACAGUUCACCCAACCGAAACGGUUCUCUACAGCGAACGCCACACCGCACAGAUGAUGGGGCAGAGAUGACGAAAAAGCAGAGCACUAAAUCAACUGCAAACUCAACUCCAAAACACACUGACCAACAGAAUCUUACUGUUAAACUGUCAACGAUGGAAGAGCAUCACAUGGCAGUAGACGAUAUGGAGAUCUGCACCCCAGAACACAAUGACCUACCUGAGGCACAAAUCGCACCACCCGGGCCCCAGGCAGCAGACAUCACUCUAAAAACCCUGGCUUCUCUGAGUCACUCCUUAAAGAGCAAGGAUUCGUUUCUGUCACCUGUUACAGAAAAACAACAGUCUUCUGCCUCUCUGCCAGCAGUGACGCUAGCUAGUGGGCUGCAGCAGGACCCACCUGCAGUGUUAGCUGCUGGACCUCCGGCUGAUCCAAAAUGGAAACCUUUGAAGGGGAUGGCUGCUCUACAGGCCCUGAACCAAAACCCCUCCCCUGCAGCCCAUCUGCUCCCCAACAGAACCCUGGAGCCCAGCGGGUCAAUGAUCCAUCCCCAGCACCCAGGCAGUAGGACACAGAGCCAGGGUGGGAGGACCCAGGGGGUGGUCAGCAUUCAGAUAAAGAGCCAAAGCCGGGUACGUCCGGGAUCGCUUUUUGACGAGGUGCGGAAGACAGCCAGACUGAACCAGAGGCCCAGGAACCAGGACAGCAGCUCCAGUGAGGAGAGUUCCCUUUCUGCAGCUAGAGCCGGGGGUGUGGCCAGGGAGGAGGGAAGGGGCAUCAGGAGGUCCCGGUCGGAGUCUAGCCACUCCCACAGGUCCAAGUCCAGAGGGAGGUCCCAUUCCUCCAGCCGCUCACGCUCGUCCAGCUACUCCUCCAGUCGGAGCAGAAGCAGAAGAAGGUACACCAGGGGGCGCUCCCGGAGUUCCACCUACCGCAGCUACAAGAGUCACAGUCGGACAUACAGCAGAAGUCAUUCCAGAAGCUACUCCUAUGAUCGUCGUAGAAGGUCAAGGUCAGACUCCUAUGACAGCUACUCCAGUCGGAGUCGCAGUGGCAGCAGGAGACGAGGAGGGAGGAGGAGGAGGAGUGACAGCUACAGGAGCUCAAGGUCCUACCGCUCUUCUAGUAACAGCACCUCCAGACACAGCAGCAGCAGCAGAUACAGCUGACCCGUGUGUCUGUCUGCCUGACCCGUGUGUCUGUCUGUCUGUCUGCCUGA
This is a messenger RNA of Esox lucius (northern pike), 4970 nucleotides long. It is a transcript of the gene nktr, whose product is annotated as natural killer cell triggering receptor. The transcript is spliced from 16 exons. Gene Ontology annotation, biological process: protein peptidyl-prolyl isomerization; protein folding. Lineage: Eukaryota; Metazoa; Chordata; Actinopteri; Esociformes; Esocidae. The coding region runs from base 412 to 4920 and encodes 1502 amino acids. Gene Ontology annotation, molecular function: peptidyl-prolyl cis-trans isomerase activity. The record is from RefSeq and is a predicted model, not a curated record. Gene Ontology annotation, cellular component: nucleus.